AUGAAAAACAAGGUCGCAGAGAGAUUCUCUGAGUUUCUUGAGAGGUGGAUAUGUCAGCUCGACGAUUAUUUUCAGCAACUCAUGGAAACGGUAUCAAAUGAACGAUCCAAAACCGCUACAUCUCAGUGCCUUAAUCAUCAACAAGAAGUAGAAGCUUUAGUCCUUAAAGUGACACAACACUACAAAGAAUACUACACUAUGAAAUGGGCUUUAGCUCACGAAGAUGUUUUUGCUUUCUUUUCACCAGUUUGGCUUUCUCCUCUAGAGACUGCUUGUUCUUGGAUUACUGGUUGGAAACCUUCUGCUGCGUUUAAACUCGUCGACUCAGUGAGAAAAAAUAAUCACACCCUAGCUGAGUUGACUCAUGACCAGGAGAGCAAGAUCGAGGAACUGAGGCGUAAGAUAAAGUGGGAGGAAGAUAAAGUGGAGAGGGAAAUGGAGAGGCAACAAGUGGCUAUAGCAAACGGGAAAAUGGUGGAAUUGACGAGGAUGGUUUAUAAAGUGAGUGGUAUUCAAGCGAGUCAAGUAGAAGGAUUAGCGCGAGUUGCAUUGAAGGGAUUAAUGGCGGGAUUAGAGAAAGUUAUGAAAUCUGCAGACUGUGUUAGGCUUAGAGCUUUAAAAGGAAUUUUGGAUGUUUUGAGUCCAUUACAGUGCGUAGAGUUUUUGGCUGCUACUUGUAUGCUUCAUAUUAAGCUGAGGCAACAGGGAAAGAAAAAAAAUAGUAUUAUCAAUAAUUAG
Molecule: messenger RNA, 738 nt
Organism: Mercurialis annua (annual mercury)
Lineage: Eukaryota; Viridiplantae; Streptophyta; Magnoliopsida; Malpighiales; Euphorbiaceae
Product: protein DOG1-like 4
Exons: 1
Coding region: 1-738 (245 amino acids)
Biological process (GO): DNA-templated transcription
Molecular function (GO): sequence-specific DNA binding
Source: RefSeq, a predicted model, not a curated record